UUUGGCAAAGAAGGUCCGCUAAAUUCAAACUGUGGAAGAGAAGCGGUGUUGAGUUUGGGGGUUUUCUCACCGCGCGGUGCAGUGAGCAGUGUAAGAGCAGGAGUCUGAGUUCUCAUCAUGUCAUCAGCGAUUGUGAACGGCCUGAGCUCCACGGUAUCUGGGAUGUGGCGUUCGCACAGCGUUCUCUCGGAGUCUGAGCCCGAGAGCUCUCCUGAGGCAGCACAGCAGUUUCGAAAGCUCCGCUCGUCCAGCUCGCUCAAUUCCCUGCGCAUGUCUCUGAGGAAGAGACUUCCUCUGAAGACUGUGCAGCCCACCACCAACAUCCCAGAGGAUCCAAACAGCGAGGUGUUUCAGAAAAGCAAGAAGACGAGCGCUGUCACGCAGAUCAAGCGCAAUGCCAAGAACACCAUCGGCAACGCUCAUCAGAAGUUUCAAAAGAACAUGCUGUCACGUGACGAGUGCCUGGUGAGGACGCCUGGCAGAAUCUUGGAAGGAGAAGACAACGAGUUUGCUCCGUCAUCUGCACGCACCCCGAAACGGCAAGCCAUGACCCCCAGGCACACGCCAAGAUCAGGCACGAAGCGUACUCCAGAACCCAGUGGGUCGGCUGUGAGGGCAGUGAAAACAGGAAGAACCAGGAGGCAGCUUGUACGCAUGGCAGCACUCAGGAGCCCCUUUGCAUCUCCCAACGUGGAGAACCGUCACAGGCAGUUUGAUCAAGACCUGGACGGUGUAUCAAAAGGCCUCAGGAAGCUAAAGCGACUCUCUCAGGCCUUUGAUGAAGUCAUUGGGAGAGACGAGCGGACUGAGGCCAUGGAGCAUUACAGAACAGUGAUGGCUCAGACCUACAGCUCCAACCUGAGCAGCGUGACGGGGAAAUUAAACAGAUCCUUCAUCCGCCAGCAGAGUCGACGAAUCCGUCACAGGGUGGGCAGCUGGACCGAUGGUGCGCUCUCAAACCUCCGCAAAACCACAUUAAGAUAAAGCUACCGUUCUCUUUUUAUUAUGGUGUGUGUGUGUGUCUCUCUACAUGUUUCUCACCAUUAGUCACGAUUUCUCAUUGUUUUUGUUUCUUUUAAUGAGUGUAUCCUAAAGGAUGGAAUGCAGAUUAAGGUACGUUGUUACCUGACAAAUUAUCAUGCAGUUACGAUUUAAAGGUCACGGCUGUUGAUGUAAGAAAGCCAUCAAAAUGUUACCAUUAAAAAAAAAAGGUAUUAUUAUUAUUAUCAUCAUUUUUUUUUUAUUAUGUCUUUGGUGCAAUGACAACUAACAGUUGAAGGUAUUCAGACAAUAAUCCUGUUCUCACUUUUAAAACUAACACUAUAAUUAAUGUAGCAAAACAAAUAUGUUUACUAACUGUAACUAGUUUUCUAGUCCUGUUUUUAUUAUUCACUAUAUUUUAGACUCCACCUUUUUACUGAGGUGUCUGGAGGAUCCAAGUCAUCAUUUUUUUUUUUUUUUUUUUUUUUAGUGCGCACACAAGCUGUACUGUAACUUAACAACAUGGUCCAUAUAAGGGAGAAAAUGAUGCACAGGCAUUGAGAGUGCAAUCAGUGAGCUUCAAAAUGACUUUUUUGUUAAAAAGCAAAAAAUUAUUUUGAUUGGAUUUAUGCGCUUUUUUUCUCGAUACUAAGCAUGCUUUCAGAAAUGUUUACCUUUUGUACCUUAAUAAAAAAAAGUAUAAUUUUA
Neoarius graeffei (lesser salmon catfish) is the source of this 1689-nucleotide messenger RNA. RefSeq lists its product as uncharacterized. The transcript is spliced from 5 exons. The record is from RefSeq and is a predicted model, not a curated record. NCBI's taxonomy places the organism in Eukaryota, Metazoa, Chordata, Actinopteri, Siluriformes, Ariidae. The coding region runs from base 118 to 984 and encodes 288 amino acids.